Balaenoptera ricei (Rice's whale) is the source of this 2088-nucleotide messenger RNA. It is a transcript of the gene FSHR, whose product is annotated as follicle stimulating hormone receptor. Gene Ontology annotation, molecular function: follicle-stimulating hormone receptor activity; G protein-coupled receptor activity. Gene Ontology annotation, cellular component: membrane. Bases 1 to 2088 code for a protein of 695 amino acids. Lineage: Eukaryota; Metazoa; Chordata; Mammalia; Artiodactyla; Balaenopteridae. Gene Ontology annotation, biological process: follicle-stimulating hormone signaling pathway; male gonad development. The record is from RefSeq and is a predicted model, not a curated record. The transcript is spliced from 10 exons.
AUGGCCUUGCUCCUGGUGGCCUUGCUCACAUUCCUGAGCUUGGGCUCAGGAUGUCAUCAUCGGAUCUGUCACUGCUCUAACAGGGUUUUCCUCUGCCAGGAGAGCAAGGUGACAGAGAUUCCCUCCGACCUCCCCAGGAAUGCGGUUGAACUGAGGUUUGUUCUCACCAAGCUUCAAGUCAUCCCAAAAGGAGCAUUUUCGGGAUUUGGGGACCUGGAGAAAAUAGAGAUCUCGCAGAAUGACGUCUUGGAAGUGAUAGAGGCAGAUGUGUUCUCCAACCUGCCCAAACUACAUGAAAUUAGAAUUGAAAAGGCCAACAACCUGCUAUACAUCGACCCUGAUGCCUUCCAGAACCUUCCCAACCUCCGAUAUCUGUUAAUAUCCAACACAGGUAUUAAGCACUUGCCAGCUGUUCACAAGAUUCAAUCUCUCCAAAAGGUUUUACUAGACAUUCAAGAUAAUAUAAACAUCCACACAGUUGAAAGAAAUUCUUUCGUGGGGCUAAGUUUUGAAAGUAUGAUUCUAUGGCUGAGUAAGAAUGGGAUUCAACAAAUACACAACGGUGCAUUCAACGGAACCCAACUAGAUGAGCUGAAUCUAAGUGAUAACAAUAAUUUGGAAGAAUUGCCUAAGGAUGUUUUCCAGGGAGCCUCUGGACCAGUCAUUCUAGAUAUUUCAAGAACCAGGAUCCAUUCCUUGCCUAGCUAUGGCUUAGGAAAUCUUAAGAAGCUGCGGGCCAAGUCAACUUACAACUUAAAAAAGCUCCCCAGUCUGGAAGCUUUUGUCACAAUCGUGGAGGCCAGCCUCACCUACCCCAGCCACUGCUGCAUCUUUGCCAACUGGAGGCGGCAGAUCUCUGACCUUCAUCCAAUUUGCAACAAAUCUAUCUUAAGGCAAGAAGUUGAUGAUACGACUCAGGCUAGGGGUCAGAGAGUCUCUUUGGCAGAAGAUGACGAGUCCAGCUACGCCAAAGGAUUUGACAUGAUGUACAGUGAAUUUGACUAUGACUUAUGCAAUGAAGUGGUGGACGUGACUUGCUCCCCCGAGCCAGAUGCAUUCAGUCCAUGUGAAGACAUCAUGGGGUGCGAUAUCCUCAGAGUCUUGAUAUGGUUUAUCAGCAUCCUGGCCAUCACUGGGAACACCCUAGUGCUCGUGGUCCUGAUCACCAGCCAAUACAAACUCACAGUCCCCCGGUUCCUUAUGUGCAAUUUGGCCUUUGCCGACCUCUGCAUUGGAAUCUACCUGCUGCUCAUAGCAUCAGUUGAUAUCCACACCAAGAGCCAGUACCACAACUACGCCAUUGACUGGCAAACUGGAGCAGGCUGUGAUGCUGCCGGCUUUUUCACUGUCUUUGCCAGUGAGCUCUCAGUCUACACUCUGACAGCCAUCACGCUGGAAAGAUGGCACACCAUCACCCAUGCCAUGCAGCUAGAACGCAAAGUACAGCUCCGCCAUGCUACCAGCGUCAUGCUGGUGGGCUGGAUCUUUGCUUUUGCAGUCGCCCUCUUUCCCAUCUUUGGCAUCAGCAGCUACAUGAAGGUGAGCAUCUGCCUGCCUAUGGAUAUUGACAGCCCCUUGUCACAACUGUAUGUUAUGUCCCUCCUUGUGCUCAAUGUCCUGGUCUUUGUGGUCAUCUGUGGCUGCUACACUCACAUCUACCUCACGGUGAGAAACCCCAACAUUACGUCCUCCUCUAGUGACACCAAGAUCGCCAAGCGCAUGGCCAUGCUCAUCUUCACCGACUUCCUCUGCAUGGCGCCCAUCUCCUUCUUUGCCAUCUCUGCCUCCCUCAAGGUGCCCCUCAUCACUGUGUCCAAGUCAAAGAUCCUCCUGGUCCUGUUCUACCCCAUCAACUCCUGUGCCAACCCCUUCCUCUAUGCCGUCUUCACCAAGAACUUCCGCAGGGAUUUCUUCAUUCUGCUGAGCAAGUUUGGCUGCUAUGAAAUGCAAGCCCAGACCUAUAGGACAGAAACCUCAUCCACUGCCCACAACUUUCAUCCAAGGAAUGGCCACUGCCCUCCACCUCCCAGGGUUACCAAUGGUUCCAAUUACACACUUAUCCCCCUAAGCCAUUUAGCCCAGAACUAA